Rhodotorula toruloides NP11 is the source of this 429-nucleotide messenger RNA. RefSeq names its product anaphase-promoting complex subunit apc11. The coding region runs from base 1 to 429 and encodes 142 amino acids. The record is from RefSeq and is a predicted model, not a curated record. Gene Ontology annotation, cellular component: nucleus; anaphase-promoting complex. Gene Ontology annotation, molecular function: cullin family protein binding; ubiquitin protein ligase activity; zinc ion binding. The transcript is spliced from 3 exons. Gene Ontology annotation, biological process: anaphase-promoting complex-dependent catabolic process; positive regulation of mitotic metaphase/anaphase transition; protein ubiquitination. Lineage: Eukaryota; Fungi; Basidiomycota; Microbotryomycetes; Sporidiobolales; Sporidiobolaceae.
AUGAAGAUCACCAUCAAUCACUUCCACGCCGUCGCCAUGUGGCGCUGGAACCUCAAGCCCGUGUCGACCGCAGAUCAGCCAACUCGCGACGGAGAGGACGCAGCGAUGGACGAGGACGAAGAGGAAGACGAGGACGACGUGUGUGGGAUCUGUCGAGUCGCAUUCGACGGCUGCUGUCCCGACUGCAAGGUUCCUGGAGACGGGUGUCCUCCGAUCUGGGGCGAGUGCACGCACGUCUUCCACAUGCACUGCCUGAUGAAGUGGCUCGACACGGAGAGCUCGAAGCAGCAGUGCCCGAUGGACCGCAGGCCUUGGGUCACCGCCGGUAUCGCCGCUUCCGCCGCACACCCAGCGCCCGCCCUUCUCGCCGCUCCUCCCGUUCAGCCCGGCGCACCGCAGCCCGACGCCGCCGUCGCGACGCCUGCAUGA